AUGGCGGCGCCGGCGCGGAGCUACAACCCCUUCGCGGAGGACGAGGAGGCCGAGGAGGAGGCGGGCGGCGAGCGGCAGCGCUCGCUGCAGCGGGAGGUGCUGCGCCGCUCGGCCGCCACGGCCGACAGCACCGCCCGCUCCCUCGCGCUGCUCUACGAGUCGGAGCGCGUCGGCGUGGCCGCCUCCGAGGAGCUUGUACGACAAGGAGAGGCACUGAAGCGCACGGAACAAAUGGUAGAUAAGAUGGACCAGGACUUGAAGACUAGUCAAAGACACAUAAAUAGCAUUAAGAGUGUUUUUGGGGGCCUGGUAAACUACUUUAAGCCCAAAACUCCCGAGGGCAAGCCAGAGCAAAAUGGAACUCCUGAGUAUAAUGCUAAUAAUAGAUUAAAAGAAGCGAUGAUGUCUAGUAAAGAGCAAGAGUCAAAAUACCAAGAAAGUCAUCCAAAUUUAAGACGACUAGAUAAUUCAGACAGUGAUUUCAGCAGAGUAGAUUCAAUUUCUUCAGUGCAAUGUGAUGCUUAUCCAAAGAAUCAACAUCUCCGAGCUUAUCACCAGAAAAUUGAUAGCAACUUAGAUGAGAUGUCUUCGGGGCUGAGCCGCCUGAAAAACCUCGCUCUUGGUCUGCAGACAGAAAUACAGGAGCAGGAUGAUAUGCUCGAUCGGCUAACUAAAAAAGUAGAGACUUUGGAUAUCAACAUUGCAAACACUGAUAAAAGAGUCCGACAGCUCUAAAGGGUUCAUAGAAAUUUUUUCUUCAGCGUCAGUUGGCUUCUUGGCUGUCCURUCUCAUCAGGUCUCUCUCAAAAAAAUCUUGGGUAACAUCUCUCUCUUUCCUGGUAUGUCAUUGAUUUUGUUGCCAUUAAAAUUACGUAAUCUUAUAUGCAGCAUAAUACCAUAAGUUUUUUCCUAAUGUACAUGGAAAAAGUGCAUGUUGAGUAAAAUCUUCAAGCACUUGAUAAAUGCCUUUGUCUUGGAUAUCCUGUUCACUGCCAUUACUGUGUUUCAUGUGCGUGGAGGAAUUGGCAGUCCACGGUGCUUACGUGUCGUGGCCAAAGAGCUGUGAUGAGAAAAUGAACUACAUUUUGCCUCUGUUUUGGGGAGGGGGUGAAGGGCAACAGAAUGUGUUUCUUGGUUCAGAACAAAUGUUGCUAAUUCUGUUUACCUACAGCUGUUCUAAAUUCUGAAAAAAAUAAUGGUGGUUUCCAGCUGUAAAAAUAUUCCUAAGUGACUGCCUUCUGGCGUUUCUGGGGAUUAUGGAACAAACUGUUCUGUGGAAGUUGUAAAAUAUCAAGGGUGUCAGGCAGCAAUGAUAAUGUCCUGUACUUGUUCCAUUUCCUAGGAUGACUUUUCCAAAACGCUAGAUCCAUAAACUAUAGUGUCAAAUUCUUUUCUUUACAGUAUUUUCAUGAAGAUUGGUACAAGAAAUGUUGAUCACAGUGACCCCAAAAGUUAGAACAGAUAUGUCCAAGUCUCUGUUUUUCCGUCUAAAAUCUCCUUUCAUAUACAUGGGCUCCUCCUGCUUUUUCAGUGUCUGCCAUUUCUCAGCCUCCUCAGUUAAGUGUUUAUUUGGAGAAUAGUUUCCAUUUUUAAAAAAUGGAGAUUUGGAUUGAUUUUGUAUGAGUUUGUAGGAGAUAGUUCCUUAAUUUAAUAUUUAUUUCAAACAAAGACAGGGAGUAAAGAGAUGCUAUAGUCUUUAAUGCCAGUGUUUUUAGGAAACUCAGCUAUGAAUCACAUAUUUAAAGACUGACUUUAGCAGGUACAAAAAGUUCCUGCAGCUGAUGAAAAGUUCAGCAAUUCAAGUCUUCCAGAUACAAGUUGGACCUCCCAAUUUGUUUAAUUCUUUCAUAGAUACCACGGUAUCACAGUAGGGACCUGGGUCAGUAUUAGAACACUCACUAUCAACAAAUGACUAUAAAAUGAGACCUAAGAAAUCUGAGCCAUUCUUGUUUUACUAGGUUUCAUGGAAGUUCUCUGUAGAAAAAAGUAAAUCACUAAAAAUAGCUUCACUUGGAUAUCGUAUGAUGGAAAAAUAAUGAUUCCUGGAAUUACUAGCAAAGUAAAGUUAUAAAGUAGGUUUAAGGCAAGUCUAUGUUUUGCCUUACCCUACUGAUAUAAUUGAUUCAGCCCGUAAAAAAGGCUGUGACUUGCAAUGACAUUAAAAAUAUGAGAUCUUUGGAAUAUCUUUGGUAGCUUUUCAAUCUUCGCUAUCAUGUGUAUUCACUUCAAAGACUGAAAAAGUCUGUUAAUGUCAAUAUAUCAUCUACUCUGGUGGGUCUAUAGUUAAUUCUCUUUUACUCUGCCAUGGUAUUCAGAAAUCAUAUGAUACCUCAAAAAGGAUGAUGCAUUUCUUUAAUAGAUGGAAUGGAUUAUUAGCAUUCAGAAAUUUAAGUUAAGAAACUGAARUACCUUAGUGGAAUAAGGUUAAAUUUUCCUUUAAGGUUAAUUUAGCUUUAUUAAGGUUAAAUUUUCAUUGCACCUGUUUUAAUUUCUUAUUUGACUGUCUCCUUUUUAAUUAAAAAGGUAAAAAGGGUUUUUUUUGUCACUUUAUUGUUUACCCUACUGCUGAUUACAGGCACAUUUGUUUUUAAGAAGAAGACUUGUAAAUUCUGUCCAUAACAGAGAAUUAAAAGGAAAAAAAAAUCCCCAGUAAUUAAUGACACUCCUUUUUCAAAGUAAGACUGUGGUGGCUGGGAUGUAGGUUGACAUUUUCUCAAGUAAGUUAUAGUUAACAGAAUGAGAAAUAAAGCUGGAAAAUCUAGCUCUGUUAUAUGUAAUGAAGAAAAAUGUACAGUUUGAAGCCAAGCAAAUAUCCCAAUUGAUUUAAGAGUGAAAUAUAUCACUUCUUUGAUGUAAGCUCUUCCAUUUUUUUAAGUCUAUAUUUUUUCACAUACCUGACUGUUUUCUUGAUCAACCAUUUAGUUACAUCAGCCUUACUAGAAGUUUCCUGUAUCCUGGUUAGAUGUCUUUGAUGCUUUUAAAAAGCAGACAGAGAAGGGGAAUUAAAAAUCUUUCUGCUUCGAGUGCCCCAUGAUCAAAGCAGAGUGGAAAACCAGGAAUUCAGCCACGUGGAAGUUUWUACAAAGCUCUAAUUUCUCUUCACUUCUAAUAAUUCCAUUCACUGUUUCAGUGAGUAACAUAUGCCUUUAUUUUCUCACUACUUGGCCUUUCCUGCCCUAUGUACUACUUUUGUUUAGUAGCCUUGUUUUAGAAGAUUACUUUGCAUAUCAGCUUGCUUUCAUGAGAAUAAAGAUUUUACAUGGGCAUAAAUUAUCUGAUGCAAAGUGAAUUCCCUUUCUAUUCUCAGCUUUCAUAAAAAUGCUUUAUACUUUCCGCUACUAAAGAAUGUAAGUCUAACUGAUAUGAAGACACAAAUUAUUUUAUAAUGGUGAUUUUCUUUUUUCUGGCUAGAAUGACUCUGCUCCUUUCAGAAAGGGGAAUCUAUAAUGAGAGAGAAAAAAAAAGAUUGUUUGCCUUUCCAGGAAGUUUCAUCUUACAGAUGUUACUGAGAAUUCUUUUUAGCUUUCCUUUUAGUUCCUGAGAUACAGUUUUAUUUCUUGUUGGAUACCAGUGAAAAAUUUAUCCCUUGUUAGAGACAGGACUUGCAGAAGAAACUGAAUUUUCACUGAACUGGUAAAUUCAUGAUUUAAACCAACUGUUCUGCAUAAAUAGACAUGUUGGCAUAGGAAUCACUGUUCUUAUAGCCAAAUAGCUCUGAUUAAUGUUGUUCUUGUCGGCUUGUGUAGAAGUUUUAAUAUUAAGAAUAAUAUAGCAAAAAGAAAAUCCUGUUGUUUUCUUUGUAGAAUGAAAUUUUCUUUAAACACCUGCUAAUAAAUUUGGAAGAGGUAUAAAAUACAGAGAAAGGACAUACCCUUCCCAACCAUACCCAUCUUAUUAUCUAUUAUAAGAUAUGUAUUAUCUAUAGUAAUCUAUACUCUAAAAGCAGGAGGAUGGAAGAGAAUGGAGGAGCAGUUACUGGCUACUAGUCUUGUAUGUGUAGUUAAUUAUAAAUUUCUUGAGCAUUGAAUUAAAUAUGGUAACAAAUGAUAUUGUGUAGCUGAAUUUUAGUCUGUGCUGAACUGUAUUGGCCUAAAGAAUCAUUGGGAUGCUGUGUAUUGUAGUAUGAAGGCGUAGCAUGCGUGCCAUCCAAAAUUUCUAGGAGGAACUACUGUUUUUACUCAGGUUAUAUACAAAAUGCUGUCUUUUUGAAUCUGGCCUUUCCCUGAAAGCAUUUUUUUUGUUAGCUUUUUUUUAAUAUGUGAAAUUUAUCUGAAAUAUUUUGCUGCCUAGUAGCUUUUGUGAUGUGUUUGUGAUUUGUUAAAUGGUGAAAUAGAACAUACUUUCCAACCACAUUGCCUUCAAAACAGAUGGACUUUUG
This is a messenger RNA of Nothoprocta perdicaria, 4378 nucleotides long. RefSeq names its product synaptosome associated protein 29 (gene SNAP29). Bases 1 to 735 code for a protein of 244 amino acids. Lineage: Eukaryota; Metazoa; Chordata; Aves; Tinamiformes; Tinamidae. Gene Ontology annotation, biological process: synaptic vesicle fusion to presynaptic active zone membrane; synaptic vesicle priming; exocytosis. The transcript is spliced from 5 exons. Gene Ontology annotation, cellular component: SNARE complex; plasma membrane. The record is from RefSeq and is a predicted model, not a curated record. Gene Ontology annotation, molecular function: SNAP receptor activity; syntaxin binding.